CUAGUAUGCGGGGACGGACCCGCGCGGAGCUUUCCGGUACUUCCUCGUGUUGCGGGAGGAUAAAGCAGUGACGUCGGCGGACUGAUUCGGUGGCAACAGCGCCGCAAAGGCAAGACUCCUCGGCCGAGCUGGAGAGAGAUACGACGCGAAACACACACACACACACACACACACCGGGAGAACGUGAUUGAUACAUUUAUCUGAGGCAGGCAGUCUCAUACCGUAGCAGGCGUACCCUCUGACAGAAAUCAUGCUUUGUCGCGGGGAAAGAGAUUGAGGCUGACGCUCACUCUGCUGCAGCAGCGCAGUACUCGGGCUUCACGCGACGGUGCUAGACUUGUAACGUCACCGUCCGUCCCGCGGUCUAUGUCUCGGAGCCGCGAGCACGCGCGCCCAUGGCCUCGGUAAACAGGGACGAGGAGCAGCGAUGGGUGCCGACGCACGUGCAGGUGCUGGUGAUCCGCGCCCGCGGGCUCCGCGCCAAGGGCAAGCACGGCACGAGCGACGCGUACGCCGUGGUGCAGCUCGGCAAGGAGAAGUACUCCACAUGCGUGAUGGAGAAAACCACGGAGCCCGAAUGGGGCGAGGAGUGCUCAUUCGAGCUGCAGCCUGGAGUGCUGGAGAACGCGGGCCGCGACGCACACCCGGCGGGCACCUGCGACCUCACCUUCACCAUCAUGCACCGCGCGCUCAUCGGCCUUGACGUGUUCCUGGGCCAGACCGUGAUCGCUUUGGACAAGGCGUUCCGUGAGCGUGCGUGCAUGAGAAACGAAUGGUACAAGCUUCAUUCUAAAACUGGCAAAAAGGAGAAAGAAAGAGGGGAGCUUCAGCUAACAGUGCAGUUUACUCGCCAUAACCUGACAGCCAGCAUGUAUGACCUCUCCAUGAAGGACAAACCAAGGUCAGCCUUCAUUAGGCUGCGUGAGCGCAUGCGUGCCCGGAAACGUGGUGGAGAUGAAGAGUCUUCCUCAGCCAUUGUGCCUGGGGGUUACGGGGCAUUAGCGCGCAUGCGGGGCCGUCUGCCAAGUGAUGGUGGUGGAGAGGAAGACUAUGAGGAUGACGAAGGAGGGGAGUUGAGGAGGAGUAAAAUGAGGAGUUACUUCCUCCAUGGAAGAUUACGGAAGUCUUCGGACACGCGUUCUAGCACGUCUCUGGGCUCCGAGAGCAGCGAGUCAUCUUCCAGAGGGGGCAGCCUUAGCCCAACUGCUGGCAUCAGUGUAGUGGUCUCUGACCUCUCCAAUUCACCCAGCAACAGCAGCAACCUGACUGCAGACAACAGCCCAGAGCACACAGUAGCCCCCUCACCACUAGUCUCUCCUGUUAGAUAUGUGUUUGAUGAGGUCUGUGACCUUAGCAUCCCAGUGCCUCAUUCCCUGACCACUGACAGUGAUGCCCCCAUUCUCCUGCCCUCUGUCUGUGUAAAUGGAAAUCCAGUGGAGACAUCUCCUCUUACUCAUCAACCCCCCUCACUGGUACUACAACAACCUAGGCCACAGACAGAGACCGAAAAAGAAUCAAAGAAAACUCCUCAGACAAGCCCACCAGAGAAAGGCACACCUACUCAGGCCCAAACAGCCCAGUCCUCAAAUAUCAAACCUCAACCUAGUCCAGAGUUUCAGACUCAGCAGCCUAAAGUGGAGUCUAAAUCCAAGCCUGACUUGCAGUUCCCUGCAGUAGGGCUGCUACAGAAGGGUUCUGCACUCUCUCUGUCCUUGCAGAACCUCUCUCGCCGUAAAGAGGAGCAGCAGGGCGGAGGGCCUGUAGAUGGCCGACGCUGGUCCUUUGACAAACCAGGAGAGGAAGAGAAGGCGGCCAUUGCUGCAGCACUGGUGCAUACUGGGUUGAUGGCCGAUGAAACAGUGGUGGAGACAGCUGUGUCUGAAAGCGAGAUAGAAGGUCAAGGCAAGAAGAAGCGAAGCUUGUUCUCACUUGCGCGGGCUGAAAAAGAGGAAACUGCCCAAGCUCAGCUAGCUGCAGAGGGAAGACACAGAGGCUGGUUCAGUUCUAAGGAUCCAUACAGUAAACCAAGCCAGCUGGUUGCUCCUCAGACAGACUGCAGCCCCAGCACAACCCUUCCCCUUUUAUCCUUGUCCCCCACUGACCUCUCAGAGGGAAUGACUUACCAAUACACUAACCCCUUCGCUUCCGCCUCAUUCAUCUCUCCUGCUAACCCUUUCUUUUCACUACUUAAGCAGAAUCCAUUUUUCCAGGAGCUGCAUACCGUCACUCCUUUAACACCUGCUUUGCCCUUUCUCUGUAGCCCAGCCAUCUUUCAAACUGAAGUGCCUGCCUCCAGAUCAAGAAUCCCCACCCCUCCUCUCCACUCAGUUGAAGCUGGAAAUGCAAAGGGAGCCCUAGUGGAUGGAUCAUCACAUAAUCUUACAAAUUCUGUUUGCAGAACUGAUACUUCAGAUGGCUCUGACAAGUAUACUCAAUGGCAUGAUUUCAAUGGUGAUAGACUGAAACUAAACUCAAAGAUUGGUACUCAGAAGAUGGCCGUCCUUCCUUCUUCCUACCUGAUUGAACCAACUGAUCCAACACACACAUGUGGUGAAGGUGACCUGAUUGUGUCUGAUAAAGCUAAUGCCCUAGUAAGUCUAUGUAAUACAACCCCAGCAUGCACUUUAAUUGUAGAUGCACUUUCUGACUUUGAAGAUGAAGCUUAUUUUAUGCGCUAUAGUACUCAGAAGGCGGAUCUCAAUAAUUUUGUUCCUCAGGAUGCCACAGAAUCAGCUUCUGAAUUUGACUCCUCAUUGACUCAUAACUCAAGCAUAGAGUUCUCUGAACUCAAUGCUCUAGCAUGCCCUUACCCUACACUUUCAAACUGCACAUUUAAUAAGGACAAAGUCAGCGCAGUCUCAGUCUGCCAAAUAAAUAUUACACCAAAUGAAAUGUCAGUGUUGUCUGUGACUCCUGAAACCUCAGCACUCAAUUCUGAAUCAUUAGAUUGUUUAGGCCUGGAUGAAAAGUAUGAACAUGAAACAGUCAAAUGCAUUUCCUCCAAGAGGCAGACAGAUGAUGACACUAAAGGGUCUGUAGAAAUCCAGAAGACAUCUUUGCCUUACUGUAACUUUGAUAUUCUGGAAGCAUCUUCCAUUGUAACAUCUGAAUCUCCAAGCAGUGGUCAUAAUGUCCUAUUGUCAAAGUUCCUCCCAAAAGGACAGAGGAGCUUCAAAUCAGAUGGUGAUAUUGGAACAGGAGAUGUAGAAUUGAAAGAGUCUGCCAUUAAAGAAAAAACAUGCUUGGAUGUCCAUCCAGCAACAUAUCCAUUAGGGAUGUCCAUUCCCUUAGGACCUAGUGACUCUGUGUUACAAGGAAUGACAAUGGAGAAAGAUGCUGUAGGUAAUCCAGGUUGUAGAUCAUUAGACAGAAGUGAAGUUAGUUUUGUUGGGGAAGGUUUUGAUAUCAAGAACGUAAAGAUUCUUAUGGAUUCUUCUUCUACGGACACAAGCAACAUGUCAUUUACAAAGGAGAAAGUCAGUGAUUCACCACCUAAUCCAUCUAAGGGAAGUUUCGAGGUUGACCGUUUACCUGAAACCCUCAGUGCACUUUGUGGGGUAGAGACACCAAAUGGUAGCAGAGAGACACUAUCUUUAGCACUGUCUCCUGGGUAUAUGCUCUCCCAUAGCCUGUAUGAGAGUGUAGACUCUGAGCAAUACCUCACCUGUAUGUCACAGCACAGUUCCCCUACCAUUUUCCAACUCUCUCCAGUGGCCAGUCUGGAAAGUGACAAUUUUCAAGAAGGCAAGCCAAAAUCUGGUUCAUCCCAGGAAGUCCUGACAACAAAUGACCAAUCUCAGAGGACCAUUUCAGAACUACAGCAAGACCCAGCUGAGAUUUUUCAAGAUGCUUUGCCAAAAAUUGGAGGUGUUUCUCAAUAUGAUCCUUCAAACCUACCAGUAUCUCUUACCUUAUUGCCAAAACCUGUCUCUUCACAGAAUACUUUAGCAAAAAGUGACAUUGUAAAAAAAGCCAUAACAGGUACUGUUACAAAUGGAUCAAUACAAAAUUAUGAUCCUCCAAUGGACUCAAUGAUGAACCAUGAUUUGCUACAUGAGAGAAUUCCUGAUACCUUUGAGCUGAUGAGAACAAGGGGAGAGGAAGAACUUUUAAUGUUAGAUCCUCAAACAUUUAUGGAUAAUGAUAUUUGCUCAACUGAGCCUUAUCAGUCCCGCCAUGUCCAACGUGAUGGUGCUCUAGAGGAUCUGGAGAUUAUCACAGAUUUUUGUCAGUCCACUGAGAAUAUGUGUGUCUCUGAUUUUGUAUACGAGCCAACCUCUAGCAUUACUCAGGACUUGGUUAUGACAGAUUUGCUCCUGGAGAACAUGUUUGUGGCCCAGCAUGCUGUGACACAUUCUGUUGGCACAAGCCCUGUCACACACCCUGUGCCUAGGGAGACUUGCACAAACAUGGAAUUGUGUCCUGAUUCUAUUAAAGCAUCACAAAUAAGUAAAAAUACACAAGCAACAAUGACUGCAGCUUUUAUUCCACAAGGGGAGCACUUGCACAGCGCUAUACACUGGUCUACUGUUCAACCACCUCUCCCUGAACCUUCAUCCCUGGACCGACUGACUUCAGGGCAUGAUCUCUUGAUGAGCUCCCCCUUAUCUUUGCUUGACCUCUCACCACUAGCCUCAUCUACACCACAUGUAGCAGUAGGUAUUAAUAGUCUGCCACUGUCCUCCUUUCCUAUGCCCUCUGCUCCAGCAAGAUCACUGCCGCAUACUGCACUGGCUGCUGCCGCUCUUCCCCCUGUAUUUGCUGCAUCGCAUGAUUCUUUCCCUCAGGAAGAACAUCAGGUAGCCUGUCACCUCAGCAGUCCGCAUCCAGUGAAGCCUUUAACACCUCCAGAUGAGAAGAGGUCAGAAGGGCGCUCUGUGCUGGAGAAGCUCAAGUCCACCAUUCAUCCAGGAAGAGGUCAACAAGGAGACCAGGAAUCUGAGAAGAAGCUCUUGGUGGAGGGUGGAGGCUCCUACUACCAUCUGAACCACAGUGAGCUGGUGUCCCUCCUGCUGCAGCGGGAUGCCGAACUCCAGCAGGAGAAGAAGGAGUAUGAGCGCCGUGGCUUGUUGCUAGAGAAGCGGGAGGUGGAGAUUAAGAAGAUGAAAGUUUUAAUCCGAGAUCUAGAGGAUUACAUUGACACUCUGCUAGUCCGCAUUAUGGAACAAACGCCUGCACUGUUGCAAGUACGUUCCAAAAUGAAAUGACCCGAUAGAGAUUCAGCAAACAUUUCACUGUCACUUCACAAAUCUUCCACAAUCCCUGGGCAGAAGUUGCAACCCUGCACUGCUACUGCUACCAUGUAAAUGUAGAAUGAAGCAUUAUUGAACAGGCACAGAAAAGAUAUAUUUGGCAUUCUUUGCUGUCUCAAAAUACAGUGUCUACCUAUGUGAGCCUCCCAUGCGUGGCCAGGUGCACCCACCCCUUCCCUUCUUGACUCCCACAAUUCUUAUUCUUAUAAGAAUUUCUGAGAAAUUUUACUUAGUUGAUGCUCACCUCCUCUAAGCAGAUGGACAGGUGCACCUGUCCAGCUAGUUACCAAAGUUGCCUGUCAGUCAAAGGAAGGUGUGGUCUGGUUUUUGGAUAAUUGGGUGAAUAGUCUUUGCUGCUUGAAAUAAUGCGUUAUCCAAAUGUUCUCUUUUGUUCUUCCAUUCUCCUCACAUUAAUGGGACCUAUCUCAUUUAAGCUCAUAAAACUAUGCUGCUUGAACAGGCCAAUUCUAUAGAUGUCAAAUUAGUAGUUAAAAAAAAAAAAAAACUGCAAAAGAAAGCAGAAUUGGUCAAUUCACAUCUGCUUGUGCCUCAUGUCAUGUCUUCCGCACUUUACUGAUAAGCAUAAGAGUAGAGGCACACGUUAACCUGCUGGUUCCUCAGUCUGUGUCUGACCAGUCCCACUCCCAUCCUGCUCGAGCUAACACACACACAUUGCUGCCACUGCUUUCAGGUGUAAUGAACAGGAUAUAUACUGUUCUUACUGCAUAUAUGCCACUCUGGUGAAAUGCCAAAUGCUGCCUUAUCAUAUGUCUCUGUUCUGUUAUUGGUGAAAUCAUCACUUUUCAGCUCUGUACCUUACCUUGAAGUGUGACUGUAAGGGACUGUGUGUUCAGACCUGAUUACCAACAGACUGUUAGGUUAAAUCAGGUAAUGUCAUAGGCUAUUACUGCCUCAGUGUUGAGCGAUGAACAAACAGUACUUUCUAUAAGGGAGGUGGAUGAUUAUGGAAUACUAAAUGCCAGAAGUUUCCUAUAAUUCAGUGUUACAGUAUUCCCAGUGCAGCCAUGGCUCCGGCCUGUGUCAAUGUGCCUGCAGUGUUUUUCUGAUUUUACUCGGAUGUUGCCACUGUCAGUGUUUUUUGCAGCAUAGCACCAUCUGUAGUUGUGUGGUAGCAGCCUGUGUAACAGCACUUUCAAACCACACAUACACUUAAUUAAAUGGUUCUUCCUCAAAAGCAUAAGUACUGAGCAAACACAAAUACAUGCACAUAUACACUGCACUAGCUCAUUCUCUGAACCUAAGAUAUUUACAGUAUUCCUGUGCUACUGUAAUUCUUAUAGUCCAGCUAAGCUAGAAAAUCAGAGAUCAAUAUAUUACAUGUAACUUGUCAAAAACGUACAAUUAGACGCACUUAAGGUUUCACAUGUUCUGCCUCUUACUGAAUUAUGAUCUCUAGCUCUUAGGUUGUGAUUGAUUAUAUAAAUUGAAUGACUUAGACUGGUAUGGUACUGUGUCGUUUGAGUGGACUCAUGGAAUAUUAAUGUCAGUCAGAGACUAAAGUUUACAAUUCUUAAUAAACCUGUUGUUUUACCUUUGUAUGUCCUUAUUUAAAGGAUAUAAUAUUUAAGCUUUGUUUUCUUUUUUCCUUUUUUCUUUUUUGCCCUUUAAUUUGCUGUUCCACAGAGGUUAUGUAAAGUUCUAUUAUCUGUUCUAAAUUCACUUUUGUGUCACUUUUACUUUCUUACCUUUUGUUCCAUUUUAUCAUCUAUUGAAGUUGUUUAUUUAUUUUUCCUUUUAGGUUUUACUGCCUUUUAUUUUUAUGCCCUGGUGGAGAAUAUGCUGUUCUGUCAAACUGUGUUCGUCAAGAUGUUUUCACGUUUUCUCUUUAGAAGUCUUAUAAUGUAGGAAGCAAUAGUGCAGAGUGCUAGAGAACUGUGAAAAGCCAGAUACAGCCUGCAGUCCAGUUAGGAGGAACAAGUGCCCUUGACUUAAUGUCAUGUUGUAGAAUGUGUCGGUGGAAUGAGUAUAGAAACCAUUAUUUGUGAUUUUAAUUGUUAAUUUGUGAAUCAAAGCUGCAUUUCUGUCGCAGAACCUCUGGUAAGUUUGAAAAUAAAAACAAUUAUUUGUGUUUAUUCCAUUCCUACACUUUUGUUCCUGUAAUUCUAAAAAAGAUAAUUUACCAUUAUCCUUAUUUUAUUUGAAAUAAAAUGGGCUAUCACACUGCAUUAUAACAGUUGAUUUGUAUAUAGUAACAGUUACAUACAUAGUUGAAUUUGUUGCGUUUCUCUUUUGAUUUCAUGAAUCUAUGAAUUUAUAGACAGGACAGGUCCAGGUGAAGCUCAUGGAUGCUGACUACUCCUCAGUAAUGUUUCAUUUUUAAAUCAAGUCUUUCUCUGAGGUGCUGUUCUUUGGGAUGUCCAGGUUGUCUUAUGCCUGUCCCUAGAUGGUAACCGUUUGCUUGUUUGAUUAUUGUAUUGAUAAUCGUAUUGAUAAUCGAAAGGGAACACUAAAAUCAGAUCUCUGAUUUGUCCUUUUGCAUCUCUCAAUGAAAUAAACUCUUUUCACUUUG
Molecule: messenger RNA, 7782 nt
Organism: Pangasianodon hypophthalmus (striped catfish)
Lineage: Eukaryota; Metazoa; Chordata; Actinopteri; Siluriformes; Pangasiidae
Gene: rab11fip5a
Product: RAB11 family interacting protein 5a (class I)
Exons: 6
Coding region: 396-5207 (1603 amino acids)
Biological process (GO): regulated exocytosis
Cellular component (GO): mitochondrion; early endosome; phagocytic vesicle
Molecular function (GO): small GTPase binding
Source: RefSeq, a predicted model, not a curated record